ACAGGACAGCAUUCCCAAAAAAAUUUCAAGACAGACAACGCGAGGCAGGCGAGGCACACGGCAACACCGUGGAUGUUGCCUGAGCAAACAACUGGAACCAGGUCAGAGAGUUAAGCUGGACGCUGUGGACCCUCUGUGUGACCGACCUAAGGUGGACAGCCUAGCAAGGACUUCGUGUACAUGACAGACAAACAUGACGUCAGAGAGAAGAACAGACAACCUGAUGAGCCACAGGAGAGGAACAAUGUGAUUUUUCAUCCCGCCACAUUAUUCUUUCUGAGGAGCUUUCUUAAACUUAACAGGGUUUGCUUUUAAGUCCAGGUGUUCCACCAAAUCUCUGGAGAGCUGGUUUGCAGCGUUCCCUGACUGGGGAUACAAACAGGGAUGGAAAGUGAGGAAACACAGACCAACGAAGGUGGAGUCAGUAGCAAAGAGAGCGACGGAGAGAAAGAUAAACAUCUGAAGAACCAGCUCAACAGUGAGGAGAAAGGAGAGAAGGAGAUUCAAGGGAAUGAGAAAGAGAAGAAGAAAGACAGGCGGCGUUCAGGGUCUCUGUGGAGGAGUGGAUGGGCCUUGAGUGAAAGACUGGCCAUUAAUGUCUCAGGGAUGCGUUAUGAGACUCAGCUUCGCACCUUAGCUCAGUUCCCUGACUCCAUGCUCGGAGACCCGAGGCGCAGGUCACGAUACUUCGACCCCCUUCGAAACGAGCUGUUCCUGGACCGCAAUCGGGCCUGCUUUGAUGCCAUUCUGUACUUUUACCAGUCAGGCGGGAGGCUCCGGAGGCCUGCCAACAUACCCCUGGACAUCUUCAUGGAUGAGCUGGUUUUCUAUGAGCUCGGAGAGGACGUCAUGAAUCGCUUCAAGGAGGACGAAGGUUUUCCAAAAGAGGAAGUGAGGCCCCUGCCAACCGGCGAGGUCCAGAGGAAAGUGUGGAUGCUGUUCGAGCACCCCGAGUCGUCAUCGGGUGCACGCAUCAUAGCCAUCAUCAGCGUGAUGGUAAUUGUGGUGUCCAUCCUCAUCUUCUGCCUGGAGACGCUGCCCGACCUCAGGCAUGACAAAGAGGAGUACCACUUGCCGACGAAGAAUGCAUCUGAGAACAGGCCUUCUUCUCCAAGUGUUUUCCAGGACCCCUUCUUCAUUGUGGAGACCAUGUGUAUAUGUUGGUUCUCUUUUGAGCUCAUCAUGCGCCUCUCUUGCUGCCCCAGCAAGAUGCACUUCUUCAAAGAUGUCAUGAACAUCAUUGAUUUCAGCGCCAUCCUCCCUUACUUUGUCACUCUGGGAACAGAGCUGGCCAAGGACAACGAUGCCUCACCCGCCACAUCCUUGGCUAUCAUCAGAGUCAUCAGGCUGGUGAGGGUCUUCAGGAUCUUCAAGCUCUCUCGGCACUCGAAGGGCCUCCAGAUCCUUGGCCAGACGCUGAGGGCAAGCAUGCGUGAGCUUGGCCUGCUUAUCUUCUUCCUGUUUAUUGGCGUCAUCCUCUUCUCCAGUGCUGUCUACUUUGCUGAAGCUGACCACAACAAAACGGUCUUUGUCAGUAUACCGCAUGGCUUCUGGUGGGCGGUUGUCACUAUGACCACAGUGGGCUACGGUGACAUGUACCCCGCAACAGUGUGGGGCAAGAUGGUGGGCUCCAUGUGCGCCAUCGCUGGUGUUCUUACAAUAUCGCUGCCUGUGCCUGUCAUAGUGUCCAACUUCAGUUACUUCUACCACCGGGAGAAUGAAUGUGAGAGUCAGUCUGAGUACACUCAUGUCCAGACAACUCUGUGGGAGGACGAGGAGCCUGAGGAUGAGGAAACAGAAGAACGGGACCAGGAUCUAGAGGGUGACUACUAUGCCGUUGAAGGCAUAUGCAGCCCACUAAAUGGGACUUUGCUCGGUGGACUGUGUUCAGGACAAAGCAUAGAGUACAGAGGAGGGAAUAUGUAUCUGAGGGAGCCGCUUGUUACUCAAGUUUAAGGAGGGUCGGUGUGUCUUUCAUCACCAAGGUAGGAAAUGAAUGAGAAAAACACAUGGAUUCAAGUACAGGUUUUGAGGUCCUGAAGAGAACUAGAAAACCAGCAAUUAGCAAUUUGUGUGAUACAACCAAUCUAACAUACCUCCUGACAAUCUUAUUUUGUUUAUUUAUAGGUAUUUAUUGCAGUGAAAGCCAGUCAAGUGUCACUGAAAUGCAACUUUUGUAUACCACACUCUCAUCAAAACAGCAUUUUUACAUUCUCAGGGUCAUGAAAUAAAUAUAUGAGCUAUUAUUUA
Molecule: messenger RNA, 2250 nt
Organism: Mugil cephalus (flathead mullet)
Lineage: Eukaryota; Metazoa; Chordata; Actinopteri; Mugiliformes; Mugilidae
Product: potassium voltage-gated channel subfamily A member 7-like
Exons: 3
Coding region: 385-1956 (523 amino acids)
Biological process (GO): potassium ion transmembrane transport; protein homooligomerization
Cellular component (GO): voltage-gated potassium channel complex; membrane
Molecular function (GO): protein binding; delayed rectifier potassium channel activity
Source: RefSeq, a predicted model, not a curated record